Messenger RNA from Lethenteron reissneri (Far Eastern brook lamprey), 1607 nucleotides. RefSeq names its product chromosome 1 C15orf48 homolog (gene COXFA4L3). The record is from RefSeq and is a predicted model, not a curated record. Lineage: Eukaryota; Metazoa; Chordata; Hyperoartia; Petromyzontiformes; Petromyzontidae. Gene Ontology annotation, cellular component: respiratory chain complex IV.
CUCGCUAUAUGAAGACCCCCCGCGCUGCCCACGCGGACUCCAAACGCGAGGCGAGACCAGGUGAGCGCGUGAGAUUUAACACAACAAAGUAGUUCCUUGGUGCGACGCGCAGGAGUGAUACAACGAUGGCCUCUGCGGUGCAAUACCUGCGCAAGCACAAGGGGCUGAUCCCUCUGUUCGGAUUCCUGAGUCUCGCCGUGGGCAUGAGCACCUCCAUGAGCAUCUAUGCACUGCUCACCAAGACUGACGUCGUGGUGAAUAAAUCUGGGAACCCGUGCCCAUGGGAGAAAAUUGAUCCAACCAAACCACAGAAGUUGAUCACCAUCAACCAGAAGUGGGAGAGAUGCGAGGGACUGGACCUGGCAAAGCAAGCGACCAAAUAAACUCACUCAUGGACAUCCCACACACUUAGUCACCCAAACACAUACACAUACACACCCACUCACACACACACAUAGACACCCACUCACGUAGACACCCACUCACAUAGACAUAGACACCCACUCACGUACACAUAGACACCCACUCACACACACAUCCACAUAGACACCCACACACAUACACAUAGACACCCACUCACAUAGACACCCACUCACAUAGACACACACUCACAUACACAUAGACACCCACUCACACACACAUCCACAUAGACACCCACUCAUAUAGAUACCCACUCACGUAGACACCCACUCACAGAGACACACACACCAACUCACACACAUGCACACACAAAUAGACACUCACACACACACAUACACCUACUUCCACACACACCCACUCACUCAGCAAGUGACGAGUCAGGUGGUUGGAUCGUUGAGCUGUAAACGGGGAUUGAACUCUGACCGGAGCAGUGAUUUGAGUAAAAAUGGCGUUUAUAGUCAAUAGACAAACAAGACAAAGGUCCCCCAUGUCGUAUUUAACAGGCUGCUGGGGCAAGUGCUGUUAGCGAGUAGCUGCUAUUAAGGCCGGCACGGCACACGAGGGGGGGUGGGUGGCCAACAUCACGCCCGGCCGCCUUUGUCUCCCAAGUGGAAAUGUUUACAUUCCACACCAGGCACUCAUGUCGACCUAGAGGAGGCCCAGGACCGGUUCAGAUAAUCACUACGGAUGUUGGCCGUGAGUGGGAAUCGAACUCGGGUCUUCUGAUUCGUAGCGCAGCGCGCUAACUGCUACACACAGUGCUGCACACACACACACAGUGCUGCACACACACACUGCUACACACACACACUGGUACACACACACACACAGUGCUGCACACACACACACACAGUGCUACACACACACUCACAAUGCUACACACACACACACAGUGCUGCACACACACACAGUGCUGCACACACACACACAGUGCUGCACACACACACAAUGCGUUGUUAUGUUCCCCGCACAACAGAGAGCCUCUAGCCGCACACGUGAUUACUCUCUCGAGUCCGUCCAAAUGAUGGCAGCAACUCCGUGCUGAACUUGAGUCCGCGAACUGCGACACACAGUGUACCACAAGGGUGGUCCAGAUGUCUCGUGACCCCCACCCCCCUCAAUUAACUCCUAAUAUUGUGUUGCAUAUUCGUUUGUGUUUUAAAUAAAACCUUACAUAUUAAAUACAA